Molecule: messenger RNA, 2580 nt
Organism: Triplophysa rosa
Lineage: Eukaryota; Metazoa; Chordata; Actinopteri; Cypriniformes; Nemacheilidae
Gene: wdfy2
Product: WD repeat and FYVE domain containing 2
Exons: 12
Coding region: 14-1216 (400 amino acids)
Molecular function (GO): metal ion binding; protein binding
Source: RefSeq, a predicted model, not a curated record
AAACGACAGCGCUAUGGCGGCAGAGAUUCAUCCCCUUCCGCAGACACGAAAACCCGUCCUGCUAAGUAAAAUCGAGGGCUUUCAAGAUGUGGUGAACACGGCUGUGAUAAUCCCCAAAGAGGACGGGAUUAUCAGUGUAUCUCAGGACAGAACAAUACGUGUGUGGCUGAAAAGGGACAGCGGUCAGUACUGGCCCAGUGUCUAUCACACAAUGCCUGCUCCAUGUUCUUGUAUGUCCUUUAACCCAGAGACAAGGAGGAUCUCUGUUGGAAUGGAAAAUGGCGUUGUGUUGGAGUUUGUGCUGUCUGAAGACUACAAUAAGAUGACUCCUGAACGAACAUACCAGGCACAUCAGGGUAGCGUGACUGUGGUGUUGUUUGUGUUAGAGAUGGAAUGGGUUCUAAGCACAGGGCAGGACAAGAGCUUUACAUGGCAUUGCUCAGAAAGUGGGCAGCAGCUGGGCACAUACAGGACCACAGCAUGGGUGUCUGGACUACAGUUUGAUAUGGAGACCAGACACGCCUUCGUUGGAGAUCAUUCUGGACAAGUGACAAUCCUAAAACUUGACCAGGAUAGUUGCAGUCUGGUCACAACCUUUAAAGGACACACAGGCAAUGUUACUGCUCUGUGUUGGGAUCCUGUCCAAAGGGUUUUAUUUUCUGGAAGUUCUGAUCAUUCAAUCAUCAUGUGGGACAUCGGGGGCCGCAAAGGCACAGCUAUUGAACUGCAGGGGCACAAUGAUAAAGUGCAGGGUUUGUGUUACGCUCCUCACACACGUCAACUCAUUUCCUGUGGUUCAGAUGGAGGAAUAGUUAUCUGGAACAUGGACGUCACACGACAGGAGACUCCUGAGUGGCUCGACAGUGACUCAUGCCAGAAGUGUGAACAGCCGUUCUUCUGGAAUUUCAAACAAAUGUGGGACUGCAAGAAAAUUGGGCUACGGCAGCAUCACUGUAGGAAGUGUGGACAGGCCGUGUGUGGAAAAUGCUCCUCCAAGCGUUCUACUAUUCCUCUCAUGGGAUUUGAAUUUGAGGUGCGGGUUUGUGACAGUUGUCACGACUCAAUUACAGAUGAGGAACGGGCACCGACUGCAACAUUCCACGACAGUAAGCACAGCAUCAUUCAUAUGCAGUAUGAACCAACCAGGGGCUGGCUUCUUACCUCUGGGACGGACAAAGUCAUCAAGCUGUGGGACAUGACUCCAGUAGUAUCAUGAGAAUUCCUCAGUAGCGUCUGCAAACACAAACUAAAAAGAUGAAUCUGACUCGUGUGUUGGCAGAGAGCGAGAUUUCCUUGGUUUUCCUGAGAAACAUAUCUUAAGUGGUGACAGGUCAGAAUAGUGCUACUUCUGUCAUAGGCAGAAUAAUCUUAUGGGGGAAAUGUUGUGUUAUUAAAAACACAUCUGGACAUGUGCAGUUGUAUGUAUUUGUGCAUGAACACAUGGUUAUGGGAACAGUCUUGUACAUAGAAUCCAGUCUGAAUCUGCUUGGUUAUGUUAUAUGUAAAUAUUUGUUUACACAUAUAUAUUGUUAUAUUUUGUCUGUGAAAAAAUCUACCGUUAUGUUUCAAGUCUUAUCCCAAACACAAAUGGAUCCUGAUGAUAUUCUAUCAUAGCAUGCAGGAACUGUUUUUAUAUUUAAGUGCCUUUACCGCAAUUAUACCACAAUUAUCAGUGGUCCGGAUUUGGCAUAGGCAUUUAGCGUGUGGCUACUAUUCCCUUUUGGUCACAGUCUAUUCAUCUCAGACUCAAUAAUGUAAGCACUUAGGUUUUGUCAUAAUGUAGGUUAAAAUGACGAUUACACAUGCCGAUUGUUUAUACAAUGAAAAUAAUGCUUAAUUACAAUAACAUUGUACUUGAGCUUAUGUUUCAUAGGUAUCUGAUUACUGUAAGAACCAUGUAUAAUCGUUUUUAUUUAUGUCAUAAAAAUCACGUGAUUUUUCACAUGAAAUGACUUAUUUUUUUGCUGUGUGGAAUGAAAUCUUUUGUAAAGAGUGACUUGUGCAAGCUGUAGUAUGUGAAACAUAUGUAUGCGGUAUGUGUUCAUAAAAUACCAGGAAAACCACAUUUUAAAGAAGCUAAAGCUUUGAAUAUCUCAAUCAAAAUUACAAGUGUAGCUGUUGGAUUCCCCGUUAGAAGAAUGUGUCUAAAGGAUUUCCAAAGAGGCUAAAUCAUGUCUGAAUUGCAUGUUCUUUGAAUACGCCAUAUACUGUAAAAGUUGAGUAUAAGCGUAAUAUUAAGAUUAUUAUGUGUGCGAUACUUUGCACAUUAUGAAAAUAACACAUAAUGAACUUUGAAUUAAAAGCUCUUAGAAUUUGAGAAUGAUGUCUUCUCAUAUACAUAAAAACUCAAAUAUGAGACCACAAGUGGCAAGUGACUUAAACUGAGCAUAUUUCUGUCAUCUCAAUUUUGGACAAGUUAACCGUUUCUUUUGCAAUCGGAGAGACCCUCUCAGUAUCCUCAACUAAACACUGAACACAGACUUGUUUCCCAGUUUUGCUUUGUGAUUAAUAUCUUAAAGGAUCCUUACUGUAGUACUGAAAUGUGACUGAUAUUGUGAAAUAAAAUUUACACUGAAAUGA